AUGGCUUCUCGUGCUGCAGUGUCGAAGUUAUUUGCAAGAAGGGCCAGCUCGGCAUCGCGUCGUUCCCUUUCUAGUUUCCCUGACUAUGUACUCCGCGCUCCAAGUACUGAUGUCUCCACUUUGGAUAAUGGUUUGCGAGUUGGGUCUGAAACAGUUGCUGGCAGUGAAACUGCGACAGUUGGCGUCUGGAUUGAUGCUGGCUCUCGCUACGAGACUGCAGCAAAUAACGGCACCGCCCACUUUUUGGAGCACAUGGCUUUCAAAGGUACUUCCAAGCGAACACAACAGCAAUUGGAAAUUGAGAUUGAAAACAUGGGUGGUCACUUGAAUGCGUACACUUCUCGGGAACAGACUGCUUACUUUGCAAAGGUUUUCAAAAAGGACGUUGGUAAGGCCGUAGAGAUCAUCUCUGACAUCCUUCUCAAUUCAAAGAUGGAAGAAGCAGCAAUUGACCGGGAACGUGAGGUGAUCCUAAGGGAAAUGUCAGAAGUGAACAAGAAUCAAGAGGAAUUGGUUCUUGAUCACUUGCAUGCUACAGCAUUCCAAGGAACCUCUCUUGGGCGCACAAUUCUGGGUUCUGAGGAGAACAUUCGUAGCCUCACUCGCCAAGACCUCUCUGACUAUAUCCAAACCCACUACACUGCACCAAAGAUGGUUGUUGCAGGUGCUGGAGCAAUCGACCAUGAAGAGCUCUGUGGAUUGGCUGGGGAACAUUUUGGAAGCCUUCCAUCUGCCCCCAAAAAUGGAGUUGACGUUGCCAUGGAACCAGCAGUUUUCACCGGAUCCGACUAUCGUGUGAAAUUCAACUCUGAGGACGUUGCACACCUCGCAAUUGCUUUCCCAACAGCUUCUUGGACAUCUGAACAUGCCUUCCCUUUGAUGCUCAUGCAAAUGAUGCUUGGAUCGUAUGAUCGCGGACACGGAAUGGGCAAGAACCAUGCUUCGAACUUGUGCCAAGAUGUUGCUGAGAACGAGCUGGCCUACUCUCUCAACACCUUCAACACAUGCUACAAAGACACUGGUCUUUUCGGGGUGUAUGCUGUUGCCCCCGAUAACAAGGUCGAUGAUAUUUCGUGGUACAUCAUGAACAACCUCAUCAGAUUGGUUCAUACCCCGUCGGAUGCUGAAGUGGAACGUGCCAAGGUCAGCUUGAAGGCUUCCAUGCUGAUGAACAUGGAUGGCCACAACAAUGUUGCUGAGGAGAUUGGUCGGUCCUUGUUGAACUAUGGUCGACGAAUGACCCCAGCUGAGAUCUUUUCUAGAAUCGAUUCUGUCACCACUUCUGAUAUUCGAGCGACUGCUGCAAAGUUCUUUAAUGAUCAAGAUUUGGCAAUUGCAGCUGUCGGAGGAAUUCACGAACUCCCCGAUUAUACUUGGUUUCGCCGUCACUCUUACUGGUUGCGUUACUAA
Molecule: messenger RNA, 1410 nt
Organism: Cylindrotheca closterium
Lineage: Eukaryota; Bacillariophyta; Bacillariophyceae; Bacillariales; Bacillariaceae
Source: the annotation of a GenBank genome assembly